Aureobasidium subglaciale EXF-2481 is the source of this 1681-nucleotide messenger RNA. RefSeq lists its product as uncharacterized. Lineage: Eukaryota; Fungi; Ascomycota; Dothideomycetes; Dothideales; Saccotheciaceae. The transcript is spliced from 2 exons. Gene Ontology annotation, molecular function: oxidoreductase activity. The record is from RefSeq and is a predicted model, not a curated record. The coding region runs from base 93 to 1544 and encodes 483 amino acids.
CCUUGUUACAUAUGUUCUGAGAUUCCUAAGCAUAGCAUGCGGAGUUGAGUCUACCUAUUUUCUUCUAAUCAUAAUAUCGCGUUCUACUAGAAAUGGCGUGGUUCAGGCGAGAUUCGCCAAACACAAUCACAGCAUGGGAUUACAAGUUUGUGCUCACAGAUGAGCACUUGACACUUGAGCAGAUGAACCCGAAGAAACAAACAUGGGACUAUCUGGGAGAAAAGGCAUUAAAUCGACUAAACGAGAUAUCGCCACCACCUCCGCGAAUUUCACCAAAGAAAUCAGAGGGGAAUGAGCCUUUUCCGGACGAGGAGAAGCAGCCUGCACCAGACGUCAAACCGAAGAGAGAUCUUUAUGCGUUACUUCGCGACCAUGCUGAAGAGGACGAGGUGUUGCAAAAUCUUUGGCAGCAAGUCAACACCGUGCCGGAAUGGGUAGACUGGGACCAGAUCGCUCGUGGACAGGAUGUUUUCUAUCGAUAUGGAGGACCGGUUCUUACUGGACUGGCAUAUCAAUCUCUUCUCGGUGGACUUGGUGCAGCUCGAGUGACCGAGGUCUUGUCACGGACUGGUGGAUUCGCCGUGGAUGUGGCAAGAAACCGUCUGUUCGAAACCACACAGUACUUGCUCCAAUGCACGAGAUCACUGGAAGGUAUUCAACCCGGUGGAGAAGGAUGGGCCGCCACGAUAAGAGUGCGAUUAUUACACGCAACAGUGCGGAACCGCAUCAUGAAAUUGGCAGAGACGCGGCCGGAAUACUUCGAUACGGCGAAGCUAGGAAUUCCUAUCAACGACAUGGACUGCGUUGGUACCAUCGUCAGCUUUUCGAGUGCCCUCAUCCAUCUUUCUUUACCACGACAAGGAAUCUACCUUCGCCCACAGGAAAUAGAAGACUACACUGCGUUGUGGCGAUACAUAGCCCACGUGAUUGGCUGUCCUACUGAUGGUCUCCUGGAAACCAAAGAACAGAGCAAGCGCAUUCUUGACAUUAUCAUGAUGCACGAGAUUGCACCCACACGGACAUCGCAAAUCCUUGCCAAUAAUGUGAUUAGGAGUCUGCAAGACAGAGAGCCGGGUUACGCAUCAGCAGAUUUCCUGGUGGCAGGAGCACGAUGGUUGAACGGAAACCAAUUGUGUGAUGCUUUGGCACUGCCGAGGCCGAGUAUGUAUUACACGGCCCUCAUGGCUGGCCAGUGCAUAUUCUUUGCCUUUUGGUGCUACUCAAAUCGUAUGAACAAGUCAACAGACAAAAAGAAGCUGGUUGUUCUGCGAGACAUAUUUUGGAAGAUUGUCGUCAAGGGCGGAUUGAAGGGUGAAGAAACAUCGUUCGACUUCAAGUAUGUGCCGGAGUACAGCAUCAUGACAGAAAUGGGUGGUGACGACAAAGUCAAGUUGUCGAGGUCGGAGAUCGAGGUCGCAAGUCUGAAGUGGUUGUUGAUGGGUGUGGCGGUCGUGUCUGUGGUUGGCUUUGUGGUCACCAAGGUCGGCUUCAUGAGUGCGCGUCUUGCGACCUGGGGCAUCAAGAGUGCUUGGAGCGUUUUAUAGAACCAGUAUCAUCUGGUAAUGAUCUGGCACUGACUUUGCAUAGCUCAGAAAUCAGAACCAGUUCUAUCAUGCAUACCUCUGUGUUGUGAUAUAUUUGCUGACGGCAGUUGCUCACGGUGUCGACCACCUUACAGGGC